GUUUUAUUUUAAAAAAAACAAAUAUUGUUUUUUAAAAUGAACAAAUACAGAACCAGAAGAACUAGUGGUACCUGAGCUGACACAAGACUGCUUUCAUCCACACCGUCAAAGCCAUCACCUCAAGGAUUUAUGCAGGCGGCCUCCACCACGGACGCCAUGGCUGCGGCGGCUCUGAGCUCGGUGCUCCGGCGGGUCAACCAGGCCGCCCAGCGGUCCGGCCGCACGUCGGACCUGGUACGGCUCGUGGCCGUGGGCAAGACGAAGCCUGUCCCCCUCCUCCGGCAAGUUUACGACUCCGGCCACCGCUGCUUCGGCGAGAAUUACGUUCAAGAGAUCGUCGAGAAAGCUCCUCAGCUGCCGGAGGACAUUGAAUGGCAUUUCAUUGGGAAUUUGCAGAGUAAUAAAGUGAAGACGCUGUUGUCUGGUGUACCAAAUCUUGCGAUGGUGCAUACUGUUGACGACGAAAAGAUAGCCAACCAUCUUAAUCGUGCAAUCGUUAACAUCGGGCGGAAACCGCUGAAAGUGUUGGUCCAAGUAAACACGAGUGGUGAAGAAUGUGGAAAAAGGAAAAGGGCGAGUGAGCUAAAAGAUUUUUUUGUCAUGACUUCAGCUAAAUCUGGUGUUGAGCCCACUGGAUGUGUGGAGCUUGCUAAACACAUCAGGAUGAACUGCCCGAACCUUGAAUUUUGUGGCCUCAUGACAAUAGGAAUGCCGGAUUACACAUCAACCCCCGAGAACUUCAAGACUUUAUCCAACUGUAGAAGUGAGGUUUGUAAGGCACUUGAGAUGGAAGAACACGAAUGUGAGCUGUCGAUGGGCAUGUCUGGCGACUUUGAGCUUGCCAUUGAGAUGGGCAGUACAAGUGUUAGAGUUGGAUCCACCAUAUUUGGAGCAAGGGAAUACCCGAAGAAAAAAGUGUAGUAGCUCUAAAUUUAUCUGUUUAUUUUAAUUUUUUUUUAUGGCUGUUUUGAGAUCAAAUUUUGUAUCAACUUUUCUAUUGAUCCAUAAUAUCAGGUGCAAGUAAUUAUCAUGGUGUUCUGAUUAGUUGCUUUACUGGACAAGCCUGAAUGUAAAUAUAGCUUUUAUACACAAUUUAGUAAUUUACAGACCCUUGUUUGAUUUUAACUUUUAGAUUGUUCGAGGACAAG
Molecule: messenger RNA, 1148 nt
Organism: Striga asiatica
Lineage: Eukaryota; Viridiplantae; Streptophyta; Magnoliopsida; Lamiales; Orobanchaceae
Source: the annotation of a GenBank genome assembly